Messenger RNA from Drosophila montana, 2380 nucleotides. RefSeq names its product defective proboscis extension response 15 (gene dpr15). The record is from RefSeq and is a predicted model, not a curated record. Gene Ontology annotation, biological process: synapse organization. The coding region runs from base 559 to 2334 and encodes 591 amino acids. Gene Ontology annotation, cellular component: neuron projection membrane. Lineage: Eukaryota; Metazoa; Arthropoda; Insecta; Diptera; Drosophilidae. The transcript has 6 exons.
AAUAUAUAGUGUGAACACAGUGAAUAAAUAUGAAUGAAUAUGAAUAUGAAAAAAAUGUAUGACAUUAAACAAUAUAAGUGAGAACUUAAUGUGCUAUAUGGUGAAUUUUAAAAUGAUCUGAAUAUAAGCUCACAACUCAGAACUAAAAUUAAUAUUUUUAGAAAUCUGUGGCAUCUGGUCGAGAGUGCAAUUGUGUUAUAUGCUAAGCUCGCAAUUGUGUGCGUAAAGAACAAGGCAAAGCAACCAAUUUGAGGGCCACCACCGUAUUAGCCCAACCACUGGACAGACCUAUCUUGUGUCUUAAACCAAACUAACCAUAAUAAGCAGCAGCAGCAGUAGCAACAACAAUAUCAAUAUCAGCCAGAAGAGCGUAGAAAAUAUUUCGCAUCGCCCGCAGCGGCUGCAUGCGGCUGAGCAGCUCGUGUGGCACGCUCCACUCCUGCCGCAUUUGCCAAACGGCGCAUGUGACCCAGUUAAGCGGAUUUGCUGGCAGACAGCAUACCAGUAGAGCACGCGGAUUAUUAAUUUACCCGGCAUUUUAAUAGAGGCCCCGGAAACAUGCGCUCCCAGCACCCAGCAACGAUCUUCGCCAGCCUCUGCCUCUGCCUCCUGAUCUGCCUCGUCCUGCAGCCACAGCUGCUCCACUGUGCCACAGCGGAACGAGGAUUGGAGGCGGCAAUGGCCACAUCGUCAAUAUUAAGGAGCGACAGAAUAAAUGACGGCACAUUUCAUGAAAGUCAAUCAAAGGGAGAGGCGACAUUCGCAAAAUCGUUGCCAUCAAUUCCGGCGACAACGCAAAUUGCCAAAGCAAAUGACGAGCAAGCAGCAGCAACAACAACAGCAACAACAACAACAACAACAACUAUGCAGACAAAUGCAAGUUUGUCUAUUGCAGCUGCAGCAGCAACUGCAUUGCCCAACCACAGCAACAUUAAUAACAUUAGCAACAAUGAGGCUCGACAACGGCAGAGGACAAGCGGAUACACAAAGGCCACAUCCGUGCCGGUGGUGACGGCCGCGCUGCAAGCAAAUCUUAUUAUGAGCAAUAGAAAUGUGGAGGAGCAGGAGCCAUUGGAGCACAAGCACAAAAUUACGCAGCCCAACGCAUUGUUGGCAGCCAGCAAGGGUAACAGUUCCACGGCAACAGUCGAAGCAGCCACAGCAGCAGCAGCAACAACAACCACGGAAGAGUCAACAACAACAACGACAGCAACUACGACAACACGUCGACCAACACCGAGCACAACGUUGAAGCCACCGCCAACAAUAGAUGAUUACCAGACAAUAAUUAGCCAAGCGGGAACCCACGCUUAUCUGCCCUGCAAUGUCAAACAGCUGGUGAAGAAGCCCAUAUCGUGGCUCCGCAUGCGGGAUGGUCACAUCCUCACCGUGGAUCAGACCACCUUCAUAGCGGAUCAACGCUUUCAGUCGGUCUUCUCCCCGAACCCCGAGCGCUGGUCCCUGCAGAUUAAAUACGUGCAACUCAAGGAUGAGGGCACCUACGAGUGUCAGGUCUCCACGGAGCCCAAGGCCAGCGCGAUUGUACACUUGCGAAUUGUGGAACCUAAAACGGAAUUAAUUGGCGAGUCCACGCGUCACGUGAAGGCCGGAAGUCAAGUGAAACUGCGCUGCAUAAUUAGCCAGGCACUGGAGCCGCCACUUUUCAUUAAUUGGUUUUACAAUCAGAAGCAAAUCUAUUUGCAUAAUCGUCGCGGAUGGCGAACGGAAAUUGAGCGCAUCGAUCUGCCAACGGAAGUGCCAACGACGCCGACAGCGGCAACAGCAGCGGCGUCAACGCCCACGUCCUUGUCGACGUCAACGUUGACGUCGGCAGAUACCCUAAAUGAUAUAGCGGCUAUAACACGUUCGUACAUUCUAGACGCGAUAACGGUGAGCGAUGGGGCUGCCAUUGCCGGAUAUGGUUACGUGUUGCCAACUAUAGCUACAGCCACGCCCAUGCACACGCCCACAACAGCCACAAUGUCAACGACGACAGCUGCAGCAGUUGCAUUUGCAGCAGGCGUUGCCACUGAUGCAGGCGCUGGGGUAGCAACAGCACCUGAUGCGCUGACAACAACAGCAGCAGCAGCUAUUACAACGGCAGCAGCAACAACUACGGCAGAGCCAAGCACAACAACAACGACUACGACAACCACAGCAGCAACUACAACAACAACAAUGCUGCCAAGUAGCAGUUUCAUUAAACAGAUAACGACCGCGUCGCUUAUCAUACCAGCCGUGGUGAAGCUGGACUCUGGCAACUAUACGUGCAGCCCCUCGAACAGUGCCCCGCGCACCAUUGUGCUGCACGUGCUAAACGGUAAGUCUGCAUGACGUUUGUACAGGGCGGGGAAGGGGGACGGGUUGGCCAAGCACCGUA